Molecule: messenger RNA, 1158 nt
Organism: Pochonia chlamydosporia 170
Lineage: Eukaryota; Fungi; Ascomycota; Sordariomycetes; Hypocreales; Clavicipitaceae
Product: FMI1 protein
Exons: 1
Coding region: 1-1158 (385 amino acids)
Molecular function (GO): oxidoreductase activity
Source: RefSeq, a predicted model, not a curated record
AUGGCGGCCCUUCGCAGCAUCCUACGUCACACCUCCAAAUCACCCAACUUCAUCUCACUCCCUCGGACAACAAGCCGCCUCAACCACACCCAAACCAACAGCAAACAAGCUCGCUUCCCCCCAGUCCUAAUAGCAGCCGCCGUCCUCGGCACAGCAACUUACUACGCCCUCUCGCCAUCGACCCCCAAGACUCUCAACCCUGUCACCUUCACCCCCUACACCAUCACAUCCAAGCACACUAUCUCCCCUACAUCCGUCAUCUUCACCAUCUCACCGCACCAACACGACCCGUCGCCACCAUAUCUGUCCGAAUCAAAAUGGAAGUACCCCCUCUGGUCGGUCGAGUUCAAGCAGCCCGAGGUCCAAAUCGCGCGGCACUACACACCCCUGCCAGUAGACGCUGAAGACGGCAGCCUCAGUUUCUAUAUCCGCGCCGUGGGAGGCGGCGAAAUGUCAAAUUACCUGAAUAGACUUGCCGUAGGACGAGACGUGUAUCUCCGGGGACCGCACGCUGGUUUUGAUAUCCUACAAAGACUGGGCGCACAGAAAAACGUGGUGUUUCUGGCAGGUGGGACUGGCGUAGUUCCGGGGAUGCAGGUAGCGAGGGCUGUUCUGGAGAGGGACUCCUCGUCGAGAGUCAAGAUACUCUGGGCGGUGCGUAGGAGGGAGGAGCUACAAGGGCGUCAGGCAGGGUGGACUUUUUGGAGGACACCAACAGAAGUCACGGGUGAGUUGGAGGAUGCGAGCGCAAUGGGGGAGCGGCUCGCGCGGAUGAAGGCCAAGUAUGGUGAGAGACUUGUCAUUAAGGUGGCGGUAGAUGAGGAACGAACUCGAUUCACGGAGAGGGAUGUGCGGGAUGCGUUGGCGGAGGGCGGUCAGGCCACGCCUGGUGAUGGGUGUAGACUGCACGAUCAAAGGCUUCAUACACGGGUUUCUGAAUUUGAAGAGCCGGGUGUGCCGUGUGAAUGUGCUGCGUCGGCCGCGCCAGGGAAGAAUCUGCUCAUGGUUUCAGGUCCGGAUGGGUUUAUAGCACAUUAUGCCGGAGAUAAGACUUGGCGUGGUGGUACGUUGACGCAGGGAGGUGUAGGCGGUGUUGCGGGCUUAUUGCAGAGAAGGAAUCCUGCCUUGGCGAACGACUGGCUUGUUUUGAAACUGUAA